Messenger RNA from Eublepharis macularius, 1163 nucleotides. RefSeq names its product veficolin-1-like. NCBI's taxonomy places the organism in Eukaryota, Metazoa, Chordata, Lepidosauria, Squamata, Eublepharidae. Bases 3 to 968 code for a protein of 321 amino acids. The record is from RefSeq and is a predicted model, not a curated record. The transcript has 8 exons.
CCAUGGUGGCAAAGAAGAUGGUGCCCCAGAAGGGUCUUUCCUUGACUCUGUUCUUCAUUGUUGCGGUUGUAGAGAGUGGCUUGACACAACAGGCAGAAUCUGACGGUUGUGCAGAGCUAAAAGGCUUCUCCCAAUGUGGUCCGGGUAAGUUUUUUUUCCAGGGCCAACCAGGGAUUCCAGGAAUACCCGGCAUACCAGGAAGCAUUGGACUGCCUGGGGAGAAGGGAGACAUUGGCCCUCGGGGGCCUCCUGCUGGACCCAAAGGGGAUCAAGGAAUCAAAGGAGAAGCCUGUACUGUGGACAGCUUGGCUGAGUGCCCGCAGCAAGAAGCCCGUGACUGCAAAGAACUUUUAGACCGUGGGGAGACGCUUAGUGGGUGGUACACCAUCUUCCCCAUAACAGGGAAAAGACUCAGCGUGUUUUGCGACAUGGAGACGGACGGAGGAGGUUGGCUGGUGUUCCAGCGGCGACAAGAUGGAUCCGUGGAUUUCUAUCGUGACUGGGAGUCCUACAAGAGAGGCUUUGGGAACCGGGAUUCAGAAUUCUGGCUGGGCAAUGACAACAUCCAUCUGCUCACCAGCUCUGGGGCAUACCAUCUACGGAUUGAUGCUGAGGACUUCAGUAAUGGCAGAACGUUUGCCCUGUACACUGGCUUCCAUAUCUUGAGUGAGAAGGAAAACUACACACUUGUCUUUGACUCUUACUCCCAAGGAGACAUGGGUGAUUCUCUCUCAUCACACAAUAGAAUGGCAUUUUCGACAAAGGACAGAGAUAACGACAUCUAUGAUUCCAACUGUGCUGUGCAGUUCAAGGGGGGCUGGUGGUACGAGAAAUGUCAUAACUCUAACCUCAAUGGGCUUUACUUGAAAGGUGAACACACCACUUAUGCCAGUGGUAUGAGUUGGUUGACUGAGAAAGGGCAUUAUUACUCUUACAAGUAUGUUGACAUGAAAAUCAGACCACAGUAGGUAGCGAUGGGGCCAAAUAUCUUCUGGCAAAGAACAUCAACAUCUCUAACUGGGCUCCCAUCUUCCGCAUUGGCUGUUGUUACUAUCCUUCCUAAUAUUUCAUUUACAAAAUGUUAAGUCUCUCUAACAAUGCAUCGUUGUUCAUUACAUUGUGUAACAUUGUAGUAAUCCGAAUAAAAUAUAUCCAAUAUGGUC